UAACAUUUUGUGAUUAAUAAUCUAGUUUGAAAGGUGUAAAGUAUCUGUGCACAUUUACCGGGCAUGCUGAUUAAUUCCCAUUUAAAUAAAAAUCUGAGCUUUCCCAUCUUUAAUGGGCAUAAAGAUCACAGUUUAACAGGCUUCUAUUCACAGCGGAAGGCAUGCAGUCUACUGGAAACAACAAAGUUUACUUUUUGUUUCAUUCCAUAGAACAUGGAUCAUAGAGAAUUACAGGAUCCAGAAAACAGUAAUAAAAAUGUAAGAGACAUUUCAUCUGGACAUGCCCGUCACAUAAAACAGAGAAAAACAUCCAUUUUUUGGACAGGGGCUGUAGUUGCUCUUCUGCUGGCUUUGAGUUUUGGGUUUGCGUUCAAAGAUUCAUAUAGGAUUCAAUUGCUGAAAUUGGCUAUCAGGGGGUUUUACUUUUCACCAAAGCAGAUUUUAUCUGAUUUUGCUUUUAACAGGUUAGGGUUUUGGAAAAAUGAAGAAAGACAACCUCAAGGGCAAGUAUUUCCAUAUUGGGUGUUGUGGAUGGCACCUAUUCUGUCUGGGGGUGGGUAUAGUUCGGAAGCUUGGUCUUAUGUGGAAGCACUUGACGCAAGUAAGAGUGUACCUAGGUUAAGGAUACUGCAACAUGGGGAUUUAGAAAAUCUUGCAUUUUGGACUGGUUUACCUGAUGAUAUGAAGGCCCUUGCAAUGAAAUUGUAUGGAGGGGAUUUUCAAUUGAAUGAGACUGUUGUCAUAUGCCACAGCGAGCCUGGUGCAUGGUAUCCACCUCUGUUUGAAACAACCCCGUGUCCUCCCAAUGGAUACAAUGAGCCUUUCCAUGUUAUCGGUCGAACCAUGUUUGAAACAGACAGGGUUAGUGAUGAGCAUGUGAGGCGGUGUAAUAAAAUGGAUUCAGUUUGGGUGCCUACUGAUUUUCAUGUUCAGACAUUUAUAAAGAGUGGGGUUGAUUCAUCCAAAGUUGUGAAGAUAGUUCAGGCAGUGGAUGUUGAUUUCUUCAAUCCUGAGAGGUGGAAACCGUUGCCAUUGCCAGCUGAUGGACGCCUGUUUGGUCCCAAGCAUUCAAAAGAGGUCAAGUUCUUGCCCAAAUCAGCUUUUGUCUUUAUAAGUAUCUUCAAAUGGGAAUGGCGGAAGGGCUGGGAUGUUUUACUUAAAGCAUACUUGCAGGAAUUCUCUGCAGAUGAUAAUGUUGUUUUAUACAUCUUGACAAAGCCAUAUCACAGUGACAGAGCCUUUGAUGACAAGCUUAAAGACUUUGUCAAGAGCUCAGGUUUGCAAGAACCUUCUAGGGGUUGGGCAGCUGUUUAUUUAAGCGAUGCCCAUGUACCUCAGCGGGAACUUCCUAGACUUUACAAAGCAGCUUCAGCAUUUGUGCUGCCAUCCAGAGGAGAAGGUUGGGGCCGGCCGCAUGUUGAGGCAAUGGCUAUGUCUUUGCCUGUCAUUGCCACAAAUUGGUCGGGUCCAACAGAAUACAUGACAGAUUAUAACAGUUAUCCAUUGCCUUUGGAUGGAAUGAGUGAAGUCAAGGAGGGACCUUUUAAGGGGCAUUUUUGGGCAGAACCCUCUUCUAGCCAGCUUAGGCUCAUAUUGCGACAUGUUUUUUCUAGUCCAGUAGAGGCAAAGUUAAAGGGCAUUCAAGCCCGGUUGGACAUGGUAUCAAAGUUUUCCCCUGCAGUUGUUGUGAAGCAAGUUCUCCAUCAACUUUUGCAGAUUCACAAUUUAGAUCAAGAAAGCACAUAAUGGCAGCUUUCACUGAGUGUAUAUGUAUUUUUCAUCAUUUAUUAAAUACAAAAUGAAAUGAAAAUUUCCUUU
Molecule: messenger RNA, 1818 nt
Organism: Cryptomeria japonica (Japanese cedar)
Lineage: Eukaryota; Viridiplantae; Streptophyta; Pinopsida; Cupressales; Cupressaceae
Exons: 2
Coding region: 214-1746 (510 amino acids)
Molecular function (GO): glycosyltransferase activity
Source: RefSeq, a predicted model, not a curated record